Messenger RNA from Stereum hirsutum FP-91666 SS1, 465 nucleotides. RefSeq lists its product as uncharacterized. The transcript is spliced from 2 exons. Gene Ontology annotation, molecular function: RNA-DNA hybrid ribonuclease activity; nucleic acid binding. The annotation marks the transcript as partial. NCBI's taxonomy places the organism in Eukaryota, Fungi, Basidiomycota, Agaricomycetes, Russulales, Stereaceae. The record is from RefSeq and is a predicted model, not a curated record.
CUCAUCUAUGUCGCUGGCAGUUGCUUCAAACCCGGAACGUCCGACUCACGAGCCGGUUGCGGCAUCCAACGCGGAUUCUCGCCCAAUGCUAACCUCAGUUUCCGCUUGGAACGCGUCGGCAGAAAACAGACUGGCAACCGUGCCGUCAUGCGAGCCACUAUACGAGCACUUCAGUUCGACGACCAAAACACCACUCUCACGCAUUCCGACCUCGGAUAUCCCUCCACUUCCAUCGUCAUCGCCUCACAUUUGACUCUUCUCGUACAUGGCAUGGCGGACUGGGUCUAUAAGUGGGAGCAGAACGGAUGGAAGAAGGCGAAAGGAGGCAAGACGGUAGAGAAUGUGGAUCUGUGGAAGUGCUUGAACCAGAGGGUGAAGUCUUUAGAGACGUCAGGAGUGAGGGUCCUGUUCUGGGACAUAGAGGAGAAGUAUAACAAUGCGGAGAAGUUGGCUUGGGCUGCAGCU